This is a messenger RNA of Camellia sinensis, 561 nucleotides long. Lineage: Eukaryota; Viridiplantae; Streptophyta; Magnoliopsida; Ericales; Theaceae. The record is from RefSeq and is a predicted model, not a curated record.
AUGACAUUGACUGCAACAUUUUUAACUGAACGUACAAUUCUUUCCUCACAGAAUGAUGAUGUCAGUGCUAUCAAUACUGCAGCAUUGAAUAUUUUUCCGGAUCCUCCUAGGCUACCAGCUUUUAACGUAGAGUUUAAAGUGGGUUGUCCUAUAAUGUUGUUAAGAAAUAUUGCAUCAAAAGAUGGACUGUGCAAUGGCACAAAAUUGAUGGUUUCUAGAUGCAAUACUCGCAUAAUUGAAGCUCAAAUUUUAACUGGAGAAAAAUGUGGCAAUUUGGUAUUCAUACCAAGGAUAUCCUUGACAUCGUCUUCUUCAGAAAUGCCUUUCCGAAUGACAAGACGUCAAUUUCCAGUUCGAUUGGCAUAUGCCCUGACCAUUAAUAAAUCUCAAGGGCAAUCUGUGAAAUUUGUUGGAGUUGAUUUGCGCACACCAGUGUUUAGUCAUGGGCAAGUGUAUGUGGCCCUAUCUAGAUGCACAUCUUUUGAUCGUAUAAGUGUCCUCCUUCCCAAUGAUAAGCCAGAUUCUACUACAAACAUUGUUUAUACUGAAAUUUUGUUAUAG